AUUGCUGCUAAGUAACUUUGAGAGAUUGGAAAGCUGUGUGCUUCAUUGAUAAUCUUUUCUCUAACUAGUCUUUGUUCUUCUACAAGGUUCUCUUGUUCUAUCUUUUUGUCAUGCAUAUUUUGAUUUUCAUCUCAAUAAAAUUUGUCAAUCCAAACAAAUUGUUCUAUAUUUCCAGAAUCAUGACCUCUAUUUAGACCAUUUCACUUGCCAGCCCAAAUAUGUGUAGUUGCUUGAUGUGGAACAUAUGUUUAAAUUUCAGUCAAAUUUGAUGUUCCCUUUUAAAUUCAACCUCUUUCGUGUGUGAUUUUGUUUGGUCAUUGGUUGUCUUGCUAUCAGUGAUAUCCUUUGACCAUUGAAUUUUUUUUCUUAUGAUUUCUUGUCAAUUGUUUCAUCAGUGUGUAUUCUUCGCCAGACCAAGUGUUAUGUUAUUUUCAGGGAAUGUUCUGUGAAUAUCAAUGAUCUCAGGGAUGGACAAAGACAUGAUAUGUGGCUGCCACUUCAGAACGUGAAAAUGGGGAGGUUGCAUCUUGCGAUAACCGUUGUUGACCAUGGAAAGGAGGUUGAUGCUACAUGCAAGCAGGAAACAGUGGAUACUGAAGAAAUGAGGAAAAGUUCAUUAAAAAAUGAGACUGCCAAAAAUUUGGAUCCGGGUGGAUGGGCGGAGCAGUUCCUGCAGGCAAAGCAUUUCACCCACACUAGGUCGUUGCCGGUGUCCGCCACCAGGAGGAGGCUCUGCGGCAGUGAUCUGAUUCGGAGAUCCACGAAGUAUUGACCAACCCGGUUGAGG
Molecule: messenger RNA, 787 nt
Organism: Arachis ipaensis
Lineage: Eukaryota; Viridiplantae; Streptophyta; Magnoliopsida; Fabales; Fabaceae
Product: C2 domain-containing protein At1g53590-like
Source: RefSeq, a predicted model, not a curated record